This is a messenger RNA of Hemibagrus wyckioides, 5682 nucleotides long. RefSeq names its product Rho guanine nucleotide exchange factor (GEF) 12a (gene arhgef12a). NCBI's taxonomy places the organism in Eukaryota, Metazoa, Chordata, Actinopteri, Siluriformes, Bagridae. The transcript is spliced from 40 exons. The coding region runs from base 1186 to 5346 and encodes 1386 amino acids. The record is from RefSeq and is a predicted model, not a curated record. Gene Ontology annotation, molecular function: G protein-coupled receptor binding; guanyl-nucleotide exchange factor activity. Gene Ontology annotation, biological process: G protein-coupled receptor signaling pathway; intracellular signal transduction. Gene Ontology annotation, cellular component: cytoplasm.
AGAGAGAGAGAGAGAGAGAGAGAGAGAGAGACUCAGAGUCAGCUCUGACUCUACAGCUCCACAUUGCCGGACACUCCGCUCAGCUCAGCGCUCAGCACACUUUCUCUACUUUCUGGAUUAAUCGGAACGCACUUUGCGCUUUGUUUGUGUUUGUGUUUUUGUUUGUUUGUUUGUUUGUUUUGUUUGUUUUCAUGGAAACUCGUUACAGCGGAAGUCGGGUGUUAUUUUGUUUCAUCGCAACUUUUCAUCUCUUUUCUCAACUCCAGCGGUUUGCGCUUUUUUUUUAUGGAAAAUCUCUGCACAGAAAGAUCUACCUAAACUAUCCGAAAACCGCUGAUAUCGCUGCAUGAACAGAACAACAAAACUUUCUCUCUCUUAAAAACAACAACAACAACAACAACAAAAAGCAUUAAAAUAUAUAAAUAUUAGCAGAGUACAAACAUGUGUGAGGUUUGAUUUGUUUGGAAACAGCUCCCUCUUUGCAGUAACUGUCCAGAUGCUAACCGGAGUUAGCUUUAGCUUUCUAACACUUGUUUUGUUUUGAGGCCUGCAGAUUAUUAUUAAAUUUUAGAUUUGUAACUGUUUUUUUAUUUAUAUAUUUGUAUAUUUAUGCAGAGGGGGAAAAAAACAAAUUUAAAAAGCUUUAGACGCUUUUUUCAGUGUCGCACCGUGAAAGAGGAACAAGUUCUGGGUCUGUAUAUUGGAUAUAAAUAGAAAUAAUCUGCUUAAACUUUGUUGUUGUUGUUGACAUAUAAUCGAAUAAUCGAGGCAUUUAUUUGCUCGCGCGAUUAAUUGUAAGGGAGUGUAGUGCAUGAGUUAAAACUCGGGCGGAGAGGAAAGUUUAAGACAGCAAAGGUUUCAUUUGGAUUACAUCAGUCAAGCUCUUGACCCUUACGACCGACUCGAGCGAUUCGAUUAUUCUUUGUGCAAAUUGCUAGGGUCGUCGAUCAAUCUCAUCUAAUGCAGGAGUUUGGAUAUUUUUUUUGUUUGCUUUCCCCCCCCAUCCCUUCAAAUCGGACUUUGGGGUUUGUCUUGAAGAAGAUGCGAUAAAAGUGACAUGAAGAUAGUCUAGACUUUAUUUUUGCUCUUCAACCCACUGAUGCUGUGCACUGACCGAUGCUCUCCCAUGACCUCAAAUAUGCCAGUUGGAUUUAAGUCGCAGAAAAGCUGUCAAACAGAAGCCCAAUGAGCGACACACAGCCAACACUCAGUGACAGGUUUUCCAAAAAAGCAAUCCGAACUAAUAGCAUUCUCAGCAGAGACCAUCCCCCAGACAAAAAGCCCAAAAGUGACAAGAGUUCCGCUCUUCCAGCACAAGAUUUUGACUCUACAGGGCUGGUUCAGAGAUGUGUGAUCAUUCAGAAAGAUGAGAAUGGUUUUGGCCUGACAGUGAGUGGAGACAACCCUGUGUUUGUGCAGCUCGUCAAAGAGGAUGGAGCUGCAAUGCGUGCAGGGGUUCAGACCGGAGACAGGAUCAUUAAGGUUAAUGGCACCUUGGUGACACAAUCGAACCAUGUCGAAGUGGUGAAGUUAAUCAAAUCGGGCUCCUACGUGGCCCUCACUGUGUUGGGACGACCGCCCGGGCUACCCCAGAUCCCUCUUUCAGAGGUUGAUCUGAAUCUAGAGUCGCUAGAUGAUAAUGGAACAUCCACAGUCUCAUUCCCACGUUCUCCGCCACAGAUCCGGAGCAAGCGGGAAUACAAGGAAGAGAACAGCAUCAUGCACAGCCUAAAAGUGGACUUAGAGAAGAAGCUGGCUAAAGACAGACAGGAUUUCCAGGAAGAGUAUGGCAAGAAUCCCACCCUCCGGCUACUGAGGGACAUCCAGGAAGCCCAAAAAACCAUGCACAGAGUUACACAGGAUGGCCUUCCUUUUGGAGACGGUGAGGGUGGUCGUGUUGCGGAUGUGGACGAGGUCAGUACAGAUAGUGUAUGGGGUCCUGUAGGUGUAUCACAGGCCCUGCCUCGCCGCCACUCAGCUUCGCCUAAGACUGUUGGCCAGAAAGACUGGAAGAGUCCAAAGAGCUCACAGCGAAACAGCUUCAAUUCAUGCUCUUCACCUGAAAUUGCAGACACCUCUGACCUGGACUCGCACCUCCAUCCCGGUGUGAAAAGUGCUCCAUCUCGUCUUGCCUCGCAGAUCAUUGGAGCUGAGGAUGACUACUUUGACUCAGAACAUGAGCAAGAGCAGGUGAAUGUGCAAUGUAACUGCUUCCAGAGUUUGGAGCUGCUUAAGAGUCGACCUGCUCACCUUGCGGCUUUCCUGCACCAUGUGGUGUCACAGUUUGACCCUGCUUCUGUGCUUUGCUACCUUUACACUGAGCUCUACAAGCAGACCAACUCGAAAGAAACCAGGCGCAUCUUUAUGGACAUCUACACCUUCUUCAUUGAUAAGGGGGCUAACUUAAAAGUAACUGUGCCUGAAUCUAUCUCUUCUGAACUCGAACGAAGGAGGCCAGAGCUGAUUCCUGAGGAGCUGCACAGGCAAUAUGUUCACACGAUGCAGGACACUCUUCUCCCUGAAGUGAACAAACUUCUAGAGGACUUUAGACAGAAGCACAGUAUGGGACUGACCUUAGCUGAAGUAGAGCUAGCUCAUCUGGACACAGAGCAGGUAAAAGACGCCACUGCUCUGGAGAGAGAGAGAUCCUGUGCUGAGAACAUCCUCACCAAAAUAGACGACAUUCUGUUGUCCACGCUAGCCGCAGAAGAGGAAAAGUGUACCACUAUACAGUACGUGAUCUACUUCUACAUGAAGCACCUGGGUGUGAGAGUCAAAGAGCAGCGUAACCUAGAGUCCAAACGUGUCCGCAUUAAUUUCCUGCCAAAGAUCAAGUCUGGAUAUUUGCAGAAGAGCAGUAAGCUGGAGAAAGAAGGAGAAGAAAAGAUGAAAAAACCUCGUUUCAAUAUCCUGGGGCCUCAGCGUCGGCCAAGCCGCAUCGAGACAACACCCGCAGUAGGUCGCAACGUGGAUGGAAGCAAGCCAAGGCCUCAGAAGCAGCUCUCACAGCCAGCGAUGGGAAAGUGUGAGGUGGUAGACGGUGGGCGUUUACGGGGAAGCCUGUCGAGCGAGGGCUCUGACCUCAUACAUAGCCCGACGGUCAUCAGCAACAUUUCUCCUUACAGCCCUAUUUCAGAGCCAGCCUUCAGAGACACAGACUGCAGCAUGAACCCAUCUUCCACGCUCCAGCGGCUGAGUGACGGUAUGCAGGUUGGAGAAGGGCCGGAUAUGACAUACCCACCAUGCGAUUACAGUCCCUACAAUGUGGAGCAUCUUGAUGAGGACAGAGAAGGAGACAGACUCAUGAUCAAAGGAUUCUGUUAUGAUGUGCGAUUUUGGUCAGCAAGUCAGGAUGAAAAUCAUACAGGAUUUGUGGAUGUGGGCACGCCGAAGUUGAGCAGAAGGCUAGAGGAGACUCUGAGCGAGGACGACGGUGUUUACUCCGACAUGGAUCUUCCAAACUGGCAGCAGCUUGUGAAGAUGGAGGUUCUAGCUGAACUAACACCCCAGGAGAUCAAGAGACAGGAAGUUAUUAAUGAGCUGUUCUACACAGAGCGUGCCCAUGUGCGCAUGCUGAAAGUCCUGGACAAUGUCUUCUACCAGAAGUUGACCCGUGACAACAUACUACCACCCGCUGACAUCAAGAACAUCUUCAGCAACCUGGAGGAGAUCAUCCAGCUCCAUGUGAUGAUUUCGGAGCAGAUGGCAGCCAUACGCAAGAGGAACGAAACAUCAGUGGUCGACCAAAUCGGAGAUGAUUUGCUGUCUUGGUUCAGCAGAGAAGAGGAGGAAAGGAUGAAGAAUGCAGUCGGCACCUUCUGCAGCAACCAGCCCUUCGCUCUGGAGCUCAUCAAAAGCCGACAAAAGAAGGACCAGCGCUUCCAGAACUUCAUGCAUGAGGCAGAGAGUAAUCGGAUGUGCCGGAGGCUACAGCUGAAGGAUAUCAUUCCGGCCGAGAUGCAAAGACUCACCAAAUACCCACUGCUGCUGGAGAACAUUGCCAAGUACACAGGUGAUCCAGAGGAGAAAGACAAGGUGAGGAAAGCAGCUGAUUGUUGCCGAAAGAUCCUGAACCACGUUAACCAAGCAGUGAAGGAGUCAGAAAAUAAACAGCAUCUGGAGGACUACCAGAGACGGCUGGACCUGUCGUCUCUGAAGCAGAGUGAGAAUCCGCUCGUUUCAGACUUUAAGAAUCUAGAUCUUACCAAGAGGAAGUUAAUCCACGAAGGUCCCCUGACCUGGAAACUAAAUAAAGACAAAACUGUUGAGUUAUACACACUGCUCCUUGAGGACAUCCUGGUGCUGUUGCAGAAACAAGACGAGAGACUCGUUCUGAAAUGCCACAGUAAGAACCGAGCAGGCUCAGCCGACACGCAGCACAUCUUCAGCCCUGUCAUCAUGCUCAACACUGUACUGGUGCGCUCAGUGGCCACAGACAACAGGUCCUUCUUUGUGCUCUCCAUGUCGGAUAACGGAGCUCAGAUCUAUGAACUGAUGGCCCAGACAGUGUCUGAACAGAGAAUAUGGCAGAGGCAUAUCAUUCAGCGAGCAGAGGCAAUGAAGUCCAGGCCACACGGCGUCAUUCCUCUGCCUCAGUCUUCAGUGGAGAGAAAUGGAGUUGGAGUUGGUAAACUUGCCAAAGCUCCAGAACGUGAGUGUGUAAGCAAUGCUCAGGCCUCAGGUAAAGCCUGCGAUGCAGUAUCUGAUCAUACCUCCAGGAAUGAGGAACAGGAGCAAACACAAGCACAUGGCCAAGAUGAAAGCUGUUAUCCCGAAGCAGAGCUGCUGGAUGGCUGUGACACAGAUGCUCCAUCCUCUUCCUCCAGAGCCGAUGAAGCUCUGAAAACCUUGGCAGCUUUAAAGCAGGUACUGGUAACUCAGCUGAUGGCCCAGAACGACGACGAGCGAAUGGGCCGGCGUCUCCUCAGGACAACAUCUUUGCGCACAUCGUGUAGGACUCAGGACGCUUCCUCAGGAGACACGGGUUUUUAUGACGGCACUGAGGACUAUGCAGGUUACCUGGUGCUGGAGGGCUCUGGUGGCUCUGAGAGCAGCACUGAUGAUGGUGUCCAGUACAGGAGGAAAGAGUUGGGUCUUUCCCGUGGCUGCGCUGCUGACUCGGGUAUCAGCCUCAGGUUUUCAUCGUCCUCAGCAGAGAGCUUAUGUGGCAUCAGCAGGCAGGUUCUCACAUACCUUCGCGCUCUGCAGACCAACCUCAAUCACCUCAAGGAGGUAGAGAGCAGAUAUUAUCUGUUAAAGCAAAAACAAGAAUCAGCAGACGCUGGGGGAAACAAAGAAGGAAGAAUAACUGCAGGACCCAGAGGGAUUGUAAAUACGUGUUUAUGAUUUCUCAUCAUCUAGAUAAGAAAUAACUUGGUGGAGCUUUCCUGGCUCAAGUUAACCUGGGGGCACUGCUAGACUCCGCAACUCUUCUCGUCUUGCACAGAGAAGGAGUGAUGAAGAGCAAAACAGCAGCGUUUCGACAAAGUGUCUACCCUCCAUUAAAGUAAGUUAGGGAAGAUGGACGGUCCUGUCUACACCUAGCUCGUUCCUGCAGCACUGCCUCAGUCCAGUCAGAAUGGAUUGUCCAGUCCUGUCCAUCACCCAACAAGAAUGAUGGACAAAUGUGUGCUUAAAAAUAUAUAUAUAUGAUGUAUAUGUGUGUGUAUGUGUGUAUAUAUA